AGAACAGCAAAACGCCUCAUCCGCCGUUGAAUUAGGUGUCCGUCCCCCGGACCCGUACAUUUCCACCGUCAAUCUACUUUCUCACUUUCCUCCUUUUGGACCAAAACCCCAAACGAUCCGUCUCCUCCACCGCCUUCCAUGCUCUCUCUUCCAUCUCACACCUCUCCCCGCAAAUUCCCCGGCCAACCUCCGAUCAGCUCGCUUCUCGCAUUCUCCUUCUAGUAACUUCCAUGAAUAAUUCAGAUCACUUCGUUUAGUUUCAUCCUUCCAAGUGAGAAGUAAAUAUGGAUGUUGAGAAUAAGUAUGAUGAUUCAAGGAUGCGGGGUUUUCGACCGAGUUUCAGAGCUUUGACUCUUAUAAUUGUUGUGAUUUGGAUUGGUGUUGCUGCGUUGUAUGCUUUAUUGAAGCCUAUAUCAAAUGGUUGUAUCAUGACAUACAUGUAUCCGACAUAUAUACCGAUUUCCACUACUGGAGGGGAAACCUCUGCAAAGUAUGGAUUGUAUUUGUAUCAUGAAGGUUGGAGAAAGAUUGACUUUCAGGAGCACUUAAAGAAGCUCAGUGGUGUACCUGUUCUUUUCAUUCCUGGGAAUGGUGGUAGCUACAAACAGGUUCGUUCUGUGGCAGCUGAAUCUGAUAGGGCUUUUCAAGGAGGUCCACUUGAGCACACAUUCUAUCAGGAAACUUAUCUAACCCCUGAGGAGGGAGGGGCAGAUAUGGAUAUAGCUUCCUUUCAAUUACCCAACCGAUAUAGUUACAGGCUAGACUGGUUUGCUGUGGAUCUUGAAGGUGAACAUUCUGCAAUGGAUGGGCGGAUACUUGAAGAGCACACAGAAUAUGUUGUAUAUGCAAUUCACAGGAUUUUGGAUCAAUACAAAGAAUCCCGUGAUGUGAGAGAAAGAGAAGGAGCUGCAGGAACUGGAAGUUUGCCGAAAAGUGUCAUUUUGGUUGGUCACUCUAUGGGUGGUUUUGUUGCUAGAGCUGCAACCAUCCACCCUCGUUUGAGGAAAUCAGCUGUUGAGACUAUUCUCACUCUUUCAAGCCCCCACCAAUUUCCCCCUGUGGCAUUGCAGCCAUCUUUAGGUUGCUAUUAUGAAAGUAUAAAUGAGGAAUGGAGAAAGGGAUAUGAGGUCCAAACCUCUCGAACAGGACGUUAUGUGUCUGAUCCAGUCCUCUCUCAUGUUGUUGUUGUCUCCAUAUCUGGUGGUUAUAAUGAUUAUCAGGUAAGGUCAAAGUUGGAAACACUUGAUGGUAUAGUGCCUCCUACUCAUGGUUUCAUGAUAAGUAGUACUGGCAUGAAAAAUGUAUGGUUGUCUAUGGAACAUCAAGCUAUUUUGUGGUGUAAUCAACUAGUAGGGCAAGUUUCACAUACUCUCCUUAGUUUGAUAGACUCCAGAACAGGCCAGCCUUUCACUGAUACUCGACAAAGACUGGCAAUAUUCUCGAGGCUGCUCCGUAGUGGGAUACCACAGAGUUUCAAUUGGAAGAUGCAAUCACAGUCAUCAUGGUCAACCAAUGUUGUUAAGGAUGUAAAAAAUCCUUCUGGUUCUCAAUUGCACACUUUAUCAGGUUGUCCUAGCAAUGUCCACUGGAAUGACGAUGUCCUUGAGAGGGAUUUGUACAUUCAGACAACUACAGUCACUAUUUUGGCCAUGGAUGGGAGGAGGCGGUGGUUGGACAUUCGAAAAUUGGGUUCAAAUGGAAAAAGCCACUUCAUCUUUGUGACAAACCUUGCUCCAUGUUCCGGAGUUAGACUUCAUCUGUGGGCUGAAAAGGGAACACCAAAUUCAGAUUUGCCUGCUAGUAAGAAGAAGGUUUUAGAAGUUACAUCAAAGAUGGUGCAGAUUCCAGCAGGACCAGCACCAAGGCAGAUUGAGCCUGGAAGUCAGACUGAGCAACCACCUCCAUCUGCUGUGUUUCAGUUGCGUCCUGAGGAAAUGAAUGGUUUUAGAUUCCUGACAAUCUCGGUUGCACCUCGUCUGACUGUUUCAGGCCAACCUCCACCAGCUAAUUCUAUGGCAGUUGGGCAGUUCUUUAAUCCUGAAGAAGGGAACACAGAGUUAUCUCCUAAAUCGAUGCUUCUAGCUGCCUAUUCUCAUAAGGAUAUCUUUCUGAAGGAGGACCACCCCCUUGUGUUUAAUCUGUCAUUUGCUACUAGCUUAGGCCUAUUGCCUGUUACUUUGUCAUUAAAAACGGCAGGCUGUGGAAUAAAAAAUUCUGGCCUUCCUGGUGAAGAGGCUGAUGAUGCAGAAAACAGUAGGCUCUGCAAACUGCGCUGUUUCCCUCCUGUUGCGCUUGCUUGGGAUCCUACAUCCGGUCUUCAUGUAUUUCCAAAUUUGCAAAGUGAGACUAUUGUUGUUGAUUCCUCUCCAGUGCUUUGGGGUUCUACCACGUUGGAGAAGACCACUGUUCUGUUACUGGUUGAUCCACAUUGUUCAUACCAGACUAACAUAGCCAUUUCUCUCUCUGGAGCAGCAAGCAGAUUUUUGCUUCUAUAUGGUUCACAGAUGGUUGGCUUCUCUAUUGCUGUCAUAUUUUUUGCCCUAAUGCGGCAAGCACAUACACGGCCAAUUCCAUCUAUACUGGAAGUCAUGGAGUCCAACUUAAGAAUACCAUUUCCAUUUUUGGCUUUAUCUAUUGUACCAAUUUUGAUUUCCCUGUUCCUGUCCUACCUGAUAUCUCAAGCACUUCCUCCAUUUAUGAGCUUCACCGUAAUCUCAGUUAUUUGCUACUUGUUUGCAAACGGGUUUGUAAUCCUACUGAUAUUGGUAUCUCAGUUGGUCUUCUAUGUGGCUGCCUAUUUGCAUGUUUUCAUCAAGAGGAGAUGGCAACUCUGGGAAGGAAACUUCUGCUUCUCAUUUCUUCAAUGGUUUAUUAAUCUUUGCUCUGGUUUUCUUUCUUUAAAGGUUAUAGGAGUUCUAAGAGCCAAUCCAUUAUAUGUUCCUGUAUCAGCUGCUAUUACUCUUUCCACCUUUGUUCAUCCUGCUUUAGGCUUAUUAAUUCUCCUUUUAUCUCAUGCUUUAUGCUGUCAUGAUGCAUUGUGCAAUUCUUUGAUAGCUUCCUUCCGCACCCAUGCACGAAGAAUGGAACUGAGUGAUCAUAAAGCCCAAGGCAAUUAUCGGUCUCAGCAGUUUGCAUCCAAACCUGGCUCCCCUUCAAAAGAGAACAGCUCUAGUUAUGGGCAAACGCAAGAAGAUAUCUUUCACUAUCGGCAUGGCUUGCUGGUCCUGCAUCUUCUUGGAGCACUUAUGUUUGUCCCCUCACUGAUAUCUUGGUUGCAGAGAAUAGGGAUGCAUCAAAGCUUUCCACGGUUCGUGGAUUCAUCACUUUGCAUUUGCUUAAUCCUUCACGGCAUCUUCAGUUCAGAGCCUCUGUUUGAUUACUCCUUUUCCUUUCCUCGUGUCCUGGGUCAGAAAGUUAGAUUGAACUUUAUCUACCUACUUGCCGGACUCUGCUCCUUUAUCUCUGCUCUGGCCUCAACACCAUAUAAAGCUUUCUACGCCAUUGGGGCCGUUGGGGCCAUUUCCUUUGCUUUGAGCAUCUCACCGCGGUGGACAGGAGCACCCCGCCUUGGCAGAAGAAGAUAUUCACUAAAACGCUAGAAUAAUUGCCUUUGAAAGAUUAUUCAAGCAGCCACUCACGAUCCUAAUUCACAGUCAUCUGUAAUCGUCAGAUCAGAGCUAUGUGGUUCAUCCUGAACCGUGACUUUCUCUCACAAUGAAAUUGGCAUUUGCUGACAGGUUAAAAUGCAUUAUCAUAGAAAGAAAAGAACUUUGUUGUUGUGAUCUUAAAAAUGGCUCGAGCCUAGAGGCCACCAACAUUGGAUACUCUUGGCCAAUUAACCCAUUUUGUUUUUAGGUUGAGAAUUGAGUGAGUUGCUUUCUAGGAGGUUCAUUUUGUACAUUAAAGACAACAUUUCAGUAACAUGAGUCCAAGCUUACUUGAUUGGAGAUAAUCGGCUCUCAUUUCAUCGGCCCCAUCUUGAUGUCUAAGACUCUUAAAAAUUUGAACUGUUUUUGUCCUUUUCAGAAGAAAAUUGCUUGGAUUGGAGAAACGAACAAAGGGACAGAGGGAAAGAAAUUGCUCAAAUUACU
Molecule: messenger RNA, 4091 nt
Organism: Rubroshorea leprosula
Lineage: Eukaryota; Viridiplantae; Streptophyta; Magnoliopsida; Malvales; Dipterocarpaceae
Source: the annotation of a GenBank genome assembly